CCAAGAUAUUCCACUAGCGCCAAAACAACCUAGUGUUAGGGCUGCCGGCCGCCACACCUUUCCCGAUCGGGACUCGCUUAGCAACGCGCCUCACAGCGCUGUGACUGGGCGGAAAACAGGCUGAGGCCACACACGCACGCUGACCACCAGCCAAAGCUCCACCGGGUUCGACAUUCUGAACGAGCCAACUUCUUCAUCUCAAUCACCAACCCCGACCACGAGGACCAUCUUUCAGCACGACAACUCCAUCAAGAUGGUCCGCUACGCCGCCCAAUCGAUCCCCAGCGCGAAGAGCGCCCGCUCCCGCGGUUCCUAUCUGCGUGUCAGCUUCAAGAACACCCGCGAGACCGCACAGGCGAUCAACGGAUUGAAGCUGCAGCGCGCUGUCGCUUAUCUGGAGAAUGUGAUGGCUCACAAGGAGGCUGUGCCCUUCCGAAGAUUCGCUGGUGACGUUGGCCGCUGUGCGCAGGGCAAGCAAUUCGGUGUCUCUAAGGCCCGCUGGCCCGUCAAGUCUGCCGAGUUCCUCCUCUCCCUCCUCAAGAACGCCGAGGCCAAUGCCGAUAUUAAGGGUCUUGACACUGGCAACCUCAUCGUCCAGCACAUUCAGGUCAACCAGGCUCCCAAGCAACGACGACGUACUUACCGUGCCCACGGCCGUAUUAACCCUUACAUGUCCAGCCCAUGCCACAUUGAACUCAUCCUCACCGAAGGCACCGAAGAUGUCCAGAAGGCCCCCACCGACGUCACCAAGGCGAGACUUUCGUCAAGACAACGGGGCGCUCAGAUCCGACGCGCCAUUACUGCAGCAUAGGUGAAAUAAAUCAAAACAAGCAAACAAAGGGAAUUAAAAAGCGGCGCAUUUGUGUGGAAUUGUAGCUACUUCUUUUUGUUUGUUUCUCUUUUUAUAAAGGUCGAUAUAAAGACAUAAAAAGAUGACAAACCUUUCAUGCUGUUUUAUUUAAUGGUAGCGAGUUCUUUUUUCACUCUAUCUCUUGUUCCUCUAAUUUCAUGCAUCCCUGUGUCAUUGUCAUAUAACCCCUCCAUCCUCUAUUCUCGCCUAGAUCUCCUUCCUCAUGUGCCUUUCCCUUUCUUCUAACCUCGCUUCAUGGUUGAUGACCUGGGAUUAAAUGGAAUUUUCUAGUUUUUCACCUCUCUCCCGCUCCAAAUAAGCAACUUGGAUUUGUGCGCGUUGUAAACACGUGAAAUGAACAGCAGCAUGCCCAGCAUAGGACAUUUUGCCAUGGCCUUUGACGGAACCGGACUAGGUACCUAUGAUAUUAUAUCAAAUCAUCAUGAUUGGACGGCCUUAGCAGCAGGAGAUUAUUUCAGCCAAAUCGGCGAUUAUUAUUAAUAACCACCAUGGCUCAUUAUCCCCGAUCAAAGCACAAGACAAUGGUUCAAUCUACCACUUCACAUAAACCAGAUAUAUUGUGGAGAUAAGAUGUCCCUAAUGAUCCACACGCAGCAGUUUGACUAGAAAAAAUUUAAUAUGCAGGAUGUCACUGCCUUUCUUGGAGGAUAACAUUGUUAUAGUUGUAUAAAAGAGCAACCGUUUUACUUCAGCCCACUCAAAGGAACUCUUUUCAGCACGAGACCGUGAAUAUUGCUUUUGGGGCACAGUGCUCAUCAGUCCGUACAAGAAAAAGCGCCCGUGCUAAUAACUAUUUUGAAGAAGAUUGGUGUGCCGGAUUGGUGAUCUCCUAAACAGGCUGUUGAUAACAUAGCAGUAUGGAUGGUGGAUAUCAGGAGUGAGAGGAAGAAGGGUGGAGUUUAAAAAGACACACUUUGAUCAUCUGAAGAAGCUCUUCCUUCAAUGAGAUGUAACUUGCACAAAUCUUGAAAUAUGUAUAUCAACCACCAUCUCAGUCAAGCCUGUUCUGCUAGUGUUCUCUAGAUUGUGUUGCCUUCUUGUCAAGUUGUUCUUACCUUGUCCAUCUUGUCCAUGUAUUUGACCAUCUAAAGAUUGUACUUGCCAAACAUAAAGCAAAGAAAGGAAGUUUGAUUUCUGUUUCUUGGAUUGAUCACUUCUCAUGGUGCAUUGUGGGCGCAUUGUAGCCCUUCUUGUAAUUUGAUGACAGUGUCAA
Molecule: messenger RNA, 2084 nt
Organism: Blastomyces dermatitidis ER-3
Lineage: Eukaryota; Fungi; Ascomycota; Eurotiomycetes; Onygenales; Ajellomycetaceae
Product: 60S ribosomal protein L17
Exons: 5
Coding region: 254-811 (185 amino acids)
Biological process (GO): cytoplasmic translation
Cellular component (GO): cytosolic large ribosomal subunit; ribosome
Molecular function (GO): structural constituent of ribosome
Source: RefSeq, a predicted model, not a curated record